GAUUCUGUCCGAUCUUUCUCUUCAUUGAAAUUGUCUUUUCUCUGCAGCCCAUCAACGUGGUGGCCUGGUCUCCGUGUGGACAGUUCGUGGCGGCCGGCAGCGUGGGAGGCUCACUGACGCUGUGGGACGUGAACAGCAAACUGUGUGUGGAAAGGCAGAAGCAUGAAAAAGGUUUCACAGUGUGCGGGUUGGCCUGGCAUCCGUCCGGCAGUCAGAUCGCCUACACGGACACAGAGGGCUGCCUGGGUCUGCUGGACGGACUCAGCGUCUCCACGUCCGACACCAAUGCACCAAAGCAGGCUCCAGCGAAAAAAACAGCAAAAGACUACGACGACCUGUUCGAUGACGACGAUGACGAUAGAGUCAUGGACGAAGGACUCAGCGACACCAACUCUCCGGUUAAGAAACGCGUCGUGGUGGACGGCGACGAAGACGACGACGAUUUCCUCAUUCCCUCGACUGGGCGCGUUCGGAACAGAGGGGCGAUUCUGGACGACGAGAACUCGCUGGACACAGGAUCCCUGAAGCUCGGUCUGGACAAAUUCGGGGACGAUGACGAUGACACGGGCAGCGCUGUAGUGCCUCCAUCGGUCCCCCUGGUGCCCCUGCGUCCCGUCUAUGAGGGUCCGAUGCCCUCUGCUCCUCAGAAGGCCUUUCAGUCAGGCUCCACCCCUGCACACCUCACACACCGCUUCAUGAUGUGGAACUCAGUGGGAAUAGUCCGAGGUUACAAUGACGAGCAGGAUAAUGCCAUCGACGUGGAGUUUCACGACACGGCUGUGCACCACGCCAUGCACCUCACCAACUCUCUGGGUCACACCAUGGCGGAUAUUUCCCAGGAGGCCGUGCUGCUGGCCUGCUCCAGCACAGACGAGCUCGCCAGUAAGCUGCAGUGCCUCCACUUCUCAUCGUGGGACACCAACAAGGAGUGGAUGGUGGACCUGCCGAAGGGCGAGGACGCCAGGGCGCUGUGUCUGGGUCAGGGCUGGGUGGCGGUCGCCACCAGCACGCUGAUGCUCAGACUCUUCUCCAUCGGAGGUGUUCAGAGAGAAAUCUUCAGUCUUCCAGGACCUGUGGUGUGCAUGGCCGCACACGGAGAGCAGCUGCUUAUCGUCUACCACCGGGCUACAGGUUUUGACGGGGAACAAGCUCUCGGUGUCCAGCUGCUGCAGUUCAGUCGAAGAAAGAGACAAAUCAUCAACGGCGAGCCGCUGCCUCUGUCUCUCAGAUCCCACCUCUCCUGGCUCAGCUUCACUGCUGAGGGCACGCCUUGCUACGUGGAUUCGGAGGGGGUGGUGCGAAUGCUUAACCGCUCCCUGGGAAACACAUGGACGCCAGUGUGUAACACCAGAGAGACGUGCAAGAGCAAGUCGGAUCACUACUGGGUGGUCGGAGUGCACGAGAACCCUCAACAGCUCAGGUGUAUUCCGUGUAAGGGCGCCAGGUACCCCCCCACCCUGCCCAGACCUGCUGUGGCCAUCCUGCCCUUCAAGAUGCCUCUGUGUCAGACCUCCACAGAGAAAGGACAAAUGGAGGAGCAGUUCUUGCGUUCAGUCCUCUUCCACAACCACUACAGCUUCCUGUCGUCCAGCGGCUACGAGAUAGACGAGGACGGACAGAGUCAGUCCCAGAAGGAGCAACAGGAGCUGCUCUUGAAGAUGUUUGCAUUGUCCUGUAAGCUGGAGAGAGAGUUUCGCUGUGUGGAGCUGGCGGAGCAGAUGACUCACAACGUGGUGACUCUGGCCAUUCGAUACGCGUCCCGAUCCCGGCGCAUGGCCCUCGCCCAGCGGCUCAGUGAGAUCGCCCUGGAGAAAGCGAACCAGAUCCAGGAAGAAGAGCCAGAAGAGCAGGAAGAGGAGCCAGAGUACAAAAGCAUCAGACGGCACUCUGGGUAUGACCAGAGCGAGGUCAAAGGAGGACGUCACAGCAACAGACAUAAUCAGGAGGAGGAAGAGGAGCAAGAACAAGAGGUCGGGGAGGAAGAGGACGGACAGGAGAUGGAGACGGAGGAGAUGACAGAAAGCAGAAAACGUUUGAAUCCAUUUGCCAAAGAAGCGGGUUCACCGGUGAUGCCGUCUCUGACACCAAUCGGUAAAGUAGGACGUGCAAAUCCCUUCAAGGUCUUUGGAUCAGGGAAACCUUCGGCCUCGUCCAGUCAGAAUCGAGUGACCAACAUCCUGGACAACAUGACGUCCAGCAGGAAGUCGGCUCUACCCGGUGGGUCUGCAGGGAAACCCAGCAAAAGUCCCGUCCUCAAACCUCUGGCCCCGAGACCCAAGUCAAAGACUCAGUCCACCCUGCUCCAGAUGACUGCCGCAAAAACAGCCACUAAGAAGACUCAGGAGAACACGGAGCCGGCGGCGGAUCAACAGAAACAAGCGGAGGUCCCGCCUACAGCCUCGCCAGCAGACAACACUGAAAACAAGAGACCCAAGACCGGGUUCCAGCUCUGGAUGGAGGAGAACAGGAAGAGCAUCGUAUUUGACCAGCCUGACAUGGAGGAGACUGAUGUCAUCAAAGAGGCCAUGGGACGCUUCAGGACGCUGUCAGCAGAAGAUCGACUG
Molecule: messenger RNA, 2564 nt
Organism: Paralichthys olivaceus (Japanese flounder)
Lineage: Eukaryota; Metazoa; Chordata; Actinopteri; Pleuronectiformes; Paralichthyidae
Source: RefSeq, a predicted model, not a curated record